AUGGCGACUACUUUGGCUGAUCCUAAACGUCCUCAAUUACAGCCUGUAUGCCAGAAUUGCGGCACCUCCACCACACCUCUCUGGCGCAGAGACGAACUCGGCUCGGUCCUCUGCAACGCCUGUGGCUUGUUCCUCAAACUACAUGGGAGGCCCCGUCCGAUAAGCUUAAAAACCGAUGUUAUCAAGAGUCGCAACCGGGUCAAGACUGCUGGUCAGGGCCCCAAGCGUAAGUCCGGUGGCACUAUCGAUACAAAUGGCAUGUCUACCUCGAGAUCCGAAGCCGGUACUCCUCCUCUAGGAUCGCAUGGAUAUCGUCGCGCGUCGCGUAAGACGUCACCGGGCCAUUCCGACCGGUCCAACUCGCCCGUAUCGCGAACAGAAACGCCUGGCAUCCCUCCAAUGCAACAACCACACCCCCAGCAGCAACACAAUGCCAAUAUCGCUCCCCAGCACAUGUUUGACAGUGUAACAAUCGGGGACCACGGGCUAAAUCCAUCGAAUUCGCUGCCCUCGGUACAGCCGCGGCAGCCGUCGCCCACCGCGACGUCCGCGGCUGUCGACCGCCAUCUCGAGUCACCACAGACCUACGAUGGAUUGCUCGCGGCCAACACCUCGUUGAAAACUCGCGUGAGUGAAUUGGAGUUCAUCAAUGAACUCUUCCGAGGCCGCGUGACAGAACUCGAGCAGAGCGGCGCGACUGCGCGCCGGUCGGAGAUGAUCGUCCGGGAUUCGGAAGUACGGCUCCGGCGGUCUCUGGAGGAGGCCCAACGACGCGAAGAUGAUCUGAAGCGACGGAUAUCUGAGCUGGAGCGGCAGCUGGCCGACCAGGCCACAUCGACCAACGCAGCGAGCCAUGACAGCCCGGGUGAGCCUCUGGCCAAGCGGAUGCGGCUGUCCGACGUAGUGGAGCAACCGGCGGUGUCCCCGACGAAAUCGCCCAAGAGCGUCUAA
Aspergillus sclerotioniger CBS 115572 is the source of this 951-nucleotide messenger RNA. Its product is annotated as putative GATA transcription factor (AreB). Gene Ontology annotation, biological process: positive regulation of transcription by RNA polymerase II; negative regulation of transcription by RNA polymerase II. The transcript is spliced from 2 exons. NCBI's taxonomy places the organism in Eukaryota, Fungi, Ascomycota, Eurotiomycetes, Eurotiales, Aspergillaceae. Gene Ontology annotation, molecular function: zinc ion binding; DNA-binding transcription factor activity, RNA polymerase II-specific; RNA polymerase II cis-regulatory region sequence-specific DNA binding. The record is from RefSeq and is a predicted model, not a curated record. The coding region runs from base 1 to 951 and encodes 316 amino acids.